This is a messenger RNA of Eubalaena glacialis (North Atlantic right whale), 1655 nucleotides long. It is a transcript of the gene SLC17A3, whose product is annotated as solute carrier family 17 member 3. NCBI's taxonomy places the organism in Eukaryota, Metazoa, Chordata, Mammalia, Artiodactyla, Balaenidae. The record is from RefSeq and is a predicted model, not a curated record. Gene Ontology annotation, biological process: transmembrane transport; urate transport; monoatomic anion transport. Gene Ontology annotation, molecular function: voltage-gated monoatomic anion channel activity; xenobiotic transmembrane transporter activity; urate transmembrane transporter activity.
GGAGGGAGAGAGCAUGAAGGGAGAGCAGGUUCUAAGUUGAAGUCCUUCCUCAGACACCAAGUGAAAAACAGUCAUCAGGAGAGAAGAACGCAAUGGCCACCAUGACAGAAUUGAGUCCCACGGCAGGGAAGUACUCCCAAGACGUACAAGGGGAUGAGAAGCUCAGUCCUGGGAAAGCUCCAAGCUUAUGUUCCACUCGCUAUGGAAUAGCCUUCAUCACACAUCUCUGCAACUUCAUAAUAAUGGCAUAAAAGGUCAUCAUGAACAUCACCAUGGUAACCAUGGCCAACAGCACAAACCAUCAGUCCCAGUUUAACAGCUCCACUGAGGGGCUGCCUGUUGACUCAUUUGAUGACCCAAAUAAUUCCCCAAAAAGUCUUCCUGCGGGGGCCUCUGUGUAUGAUUGGAGCCCUCAAAUCCAGGGCAUCAUCUUUAGUUCUAUCAACUAUGGCAUGAUCCUGACACUGGCUCCCAGUGGAUACCUGGCUGGAAGAGUAGGAACAAAGCGAGUGGUUGGUGCUGCUCUGUUUGGAUCCUCAUUUCUCGUUCUCUUCACCCCUCUGGCAGCUGACCUUGGACUAGGUUUCCUCAUUGCAACUCGAAUACUUCAGGGUGUGAGCCUGGGGUUAGGAUAUGGGGGUCAGUUUGCACUCUUGGAAAGAUGGAGUCUUCCACAUGAACGAAGCUGACUCUGCAGCAUUGCUUUCUCAGGAAUGAUGCUGGGAAGCUGCAUUGCCAUCCUCCUGGGUGGCAUCAUCAGUCAAGCCCUCGGGUGGCCUUUUGUCUCCUAUAUCUUUGAAGGUGUUGGCUGUGUCUCCUGCCUUCUCUGGUUUGUUUUGAUUUACGAUGACCCCGUCACUCACCCAUGGAUGAACAUCACAGAGAAAGAAUACAUCAUAUCCUCCUUGGCCCAACAGGUCAGCUCUUCUAAGCAGCCUCUUCCCAUCAAAGCUAUGGUGAGAUCUCUACCCCUCUGGUCCCUGUGUUUUUGCUGUUUCAGCCAUCAAUGGUUAAUUAACGUAAUGGUUGUAUACACACCAAUAAUCAGCUCUGUGUUCAAUGUUGAUAUCUGAGAUAGUGGCUUCCUGUCUGCCCUUCCUUUUAUUUUUGCCUGGGUCAUUGGCAUCCUGGGAGGUUACCUGGCAGAUUUCCUUCUGACCAAGAAUUUUAGGCUUGUUACAGUGAGGAAAAUUGCCUCAGUUCUAGGAAGUCUCCCCUCUUCAGCAUCCCUUGUGGUUCUGCCAUACGUUGCCUCUAGCUAUAUCACAGCAGUGAGCCUUCUGACGAUCUCCUGUGGACUAAGCCUGUUUAGUCAGCCUGGGAUCUAUAUCAAUGCCUUAGAUAUUGCUCCAAGGCAUUCCAGCUUUCUCAUGGGAGCCUCGAGGGGGUUUGCACAGAUAUCUGCUAUCCUGGCACCCACUGUCAGUGGAUUUCUUCUCAGUCAGGACCCUGAAUUUGGGUGGAGGAAUGUCUUCUCCUUGUCAUUUGCCAUUAACACAUUAGGACUGAUCCUCUACCUUAUAUUUGGAAAAGCAGAUGUCCAAGACUGGGCUAAAGAAAGGAAACUCACUCGUUUAUGAAGUUACCCCACCUUGUAUGGAAAGUCAUUAGGCACCUUAUUUCAUAAACGAGAAGCCUUCAGUGAUGAAAAUACC